Molecule: messenger RNA, 1891 nt
Organism: Caenorhabditis sp. 36 PRJEB53466
Lineage: Eukaryota; Metazoa; Nematoda; Chromadorea; Rhabditida; Rhabditidae
Source: the annotation of a GenBank genome assembly
AUGAGAAAGAAAAUUAUCAAGAAAGCCGUUGUUAAAAAAAAGGCUACCAUCUCGGAUGACGUGGAAAUGCCAAUGGCUCGAAUCGAUGAAGAUAACGACGUGGCAGAAGACUACAAAGUGAUCAACAUGGUCGACAUCGCCGCUCCCGUCAUUGAGUUCGAACUUCCCAAUUUGGGGGAACGAAAAAUGGAGCCGACCAAGAACUCCGUAGCGGAAAAGAAGCCGGCUGCUAAAAAAAAGAAGAAGGAGGUGAAAAGUGGAGAAAAGAAGGAGACGUUGACUGCUCAGAAACUGAACAACGAACUGGUCAGAUUGAGAGCGCCAAUUGUGAAGGCGAAGAAUAGGCUGAUGGCGAAGUUGGUGAGACAGAAGAAGACGUUGGAAGAGAAGAAAGGAGCGAGGGAGAAUGCUAAGAAAGAGCAAGAGAGGAAAGCGGCCAGACUGGGGGAAGAGAUUCUCGGACUGAAGGUGGCCGGAAUCUGCUAUCGACUGUUAAUUUAUGAAACCUUUUACAGACAUUCGACAGGGAUACGGUAGCCAAGUUUGCAGUUUUGAAUACGAAAUCGAUGAGCGAGCUGAAAAUUGACGGAAAGACUGCGGUGGCCGAAAGAUUAAUGUACAAGCUGGCACGCCAAGACGUGCUCGUCAAGGAAGUCGAGGCUAUUCGGUUUGGACUCACUCGCUUCACGUGCAAUGCUUUUCGUUUUCAGAGCAAAGUAUACGGAAUGGAACAAAACUGCCGCUUUCUUCAUGCAACGCCUUGGUCUACAAUACGCGAAUAAGGAGAAGAAAGAGAAGAAAACGGAGCAGAAACAGAAAGAAGAAGAAGAGAACGAAGAAGAUGAUUCUGAUGGCGCAGAGGGAGAGACUGCGGAAGAUGAAGAAGUGGCUGAAGAGUCUGGAAAUGUGGAGGAUUAUGAUGAAUCAGACGUCGAAAUGGUCGACAGUGAUGAGGAAGCGGGCGAAGAGGCUGCCCAGAAGAGGCGGCAAUUGGUGAUUGCUCAAAAAAAAAACAGAAAAACUCAUUUAGAAUCAUUUUUAGUUGCUCAGUCUAAUCGGUGUUAAAGAAGACAAGUCGCGACCGGCUUUGAAACCAAAAAAACGGAAGAUCGUAGAAGAAGAUGAAGACGUCGGAAAGGCUGUUCAGAAAAAGACAAAAAUGAAGGAAUCUGUGAAGCUGGAGAUGAAGAAAAUUUUAGAAAAAGAACUGAAAACCAAAGAGGUUUGAAAAGAUUGUAGACUAUUCCCAAAAACUAGAUAAUUUUAGGUUAGAAAUCCAAAACAGGGAAAUGCUAAGAAUCUGAAGAAGAAGGCUGCUCCGGCUAAGAAAAACGGCGAAAAAAAAGAGGAAGAAAACGUGGAAGUUCUGGCUGAGGAGAACCCCGAUCAGGUUUGGAAAAUUACGUGAAAUAGGGAAACGGGUCGUUUCAGAAGACUCUUGUUAUGAAGGUCGAUCUUUCAAAGGGAGGAACAAUCGGUUCUGCUAAAUCGAAAGCCCUGAUCCCGAAGGUUUCGCAGCUAGAGGCGCAGAAAGAAGAGGAAAUGGAUGAUGACGAGAGCAGCGCGUUUUUCCUUCCGAAGGGCGGCGCCGUUCCGAAAAAAAAGAUCGUAAAAGCAGUGAAGAAGACGACGGUGCCUGCGAAGGAUUCGGUGGAAGGUUGGCUCCAGCCUAUGUACCACACCUCAUUUUUUUUCAGUGCAAGCACCGCAAGCAAAACUGAAAGCAGAGCCAGUUCGUGCAGUUGUACCGGAAAAGAAAAAGGGCUCAAGCAAGAACAACACUCUCGCGGGAGAGAUGCAUCCGUCGUGGGCGGCCAGUCAACUGAAGAAAAAGGAGAUGCAAGCAGCGAAGCCGUGCGGAAAGAAAAUAACUUUCGGCGACGACGACUGA